This is a messenger RNA of Molossus molossus (Pallas's mastiff bat), 4246 nucleotides long. RefSeq names its product fukutin related protein (gene FKRP). Gene Ontology annotation, cellular component: Golgi apparatus. The coding region runs from base 1039 to 2526 and encodes 495 amino acids. The transcript is spliced from 2 exons. Gene Ontology annotation, biological process: protein O-linked glycosylation via mannose. The record is from RefSeq and is a predicted model, not a curated record. Lineage: Eukaryota; Metazoa; Chordata; Mammalia; Chiroptera; Molossidae.
GGGGCGCGCGCCCGAGGAGGGAGUUGCGGGACUGUGGGGAGGGGCUGCGUUCUGCCCCCGUUCUCCCGCUUCCCAAAAGAAAGAUUCUAACCCUCUGCAGACCCAAUACCACUCCUGGACUAUCACUGUCAUUCUGAGAUAAAGGGCGACCACCAUGCAUGGCCCCAUCCUCAGUGAUUCCUGGCCCAGGUCGGUUGUCAUGGUAACCCCAACCCCAGCCUAGAACACCACACUUUUGUGGUUAUGGAGUCUCAAACCUCUUUUGUCCCUGCACCAGGACGAGGUUGCAAAGAUGACCUAAAUCCCUGGUGGCCCUCUGCCCAUACCCUCAUUGGUUACUAUGGCAACCUCACCUAGCACUCAGGUAGAAAGGACCCAGCCCCAAGGACACUGAUUACUAAGGGAAGCACCUCUUUACCAUCCCAUCCUCCUAGCCACUCAGUUGGCAUUACCAUGGUAACCAUCUCCCCUCCUUUCCCAUGGUGGGAGAUCCAUGGACCAAACCAACCAGGUAUUUUUAUUUAGAGGAGAAGGUGCUCUGCUGAGGAGUAGUUACUAUGGUUACAGGGCCCGAUCAUCCCUAGGGAGGUGAAACACAGGCAAGGCCAAGCCCUGGUUACUAUGGUAACAGCGGCAGUCUCCCUUCCAGUGACCCUAGGACCCAGACCCACCAAGGUAGGAGACGUUUUAGGAUUGUCUCUCAGGAUGCAGUGGGUCUAGGGAAGCAGUUGUCAUGGUAGCAGCUUCUGUCACUUCUAGCUCUACCUUUCUGGACACAAUCAGGAGAGAGGGAUAGUUAUAGGUUGCUAUGUAGUGUCUGAACUUAUAGGACUGCAAGCGAAAUGAUUCCCUGGCCUCAUUGCUACUUUUGUGGAUACGAUGAAAUUGUGCUCUACAAAAUUGGCUGAUUUGGUGUUUUCUGGUUUUCCUUCCUCAGCAGUGCAGCUGAGCAGGGCUGAAACUGCCCUCUUGGAGCUCCCCCAGCCUGCAAUGUAGGAGGAUGUCCCGGAGGCCCAGCUAGGGCCUGACUUCGGCCCCAUGCGGCUCACCCGCUGCCAGGCUGCCCUGGCAGCCGCCAUUACUGUCAACCUUCUGGUCCUCUUCUAUGUCUCAUGGCUACAGCAACAGCCCAGGAACUCCCGGGCCCGAGGUCCCCGCCGUGGGACUGCUGCUGGCCCCCACGUUACGGUCCUGGUGCGGGAGUUCGAGGCCUUUGACAACGCGGUGCCCGAGCUGGUGGACUCUUUCCUGCAGCAGGACCCAGCCCAGCCAGUGGUGGUGGCAGCCGACGUGCUCCCCUACCCGCCCCUGGCACUGCCCCACAUCGCCAAUGUUCACCUGGCGGUGCUUCAGCCCUCCCUGGACCAGCCCGCUGCGGCCUCGCGCCCCGAGACCUACGUGACCACUGAGUACGUGGCCCUGGUGCCCGACGGGGCGAGGGCCGAGACUCCGGGCCAGCUGGAGCGCAUGGUGGAGGUGCUCCGGGUGGGAGGUGCACGCCUGGUGGCCGCCCGGGUUGCCUCAGUCAACCCUGCCCGGUGUCUGGCCCUGAAUGUCAGCCUGCGGGAGUGGACAGCACGCUACGGCCCAGCCCCCUCCGCGCCCCGCUGCGAGGCCUUGGAAGGGGACGCCGUGGUGCUCCUGCGCACCAGAGACCUCUUCAACCUCUCGGCGCCCCUGGCCCGGCCCGUGGGCACCAGCCUCUUCCUGCAAACGGCCCUGCGUGGCUGGGCGGUGCAGCUGCUGGACCUGACCUUCCCCGCGGCGCACCAGCCCCCACUGACCACUGCCCACGCACGCUGGAAGGCGGAGCGCGAGGGGCGCGCACGGCGGGCUGCGCUGCUGCGGGCGCUGGGCAUCCGCUUGGUGAGCUGGGAGGGCGGGCGCCUCGAAUGGUUCGGUUGCAGCAAAGAGACACCUCGCUGCUUCGGGACCGUGGUGGGUGACACACCGUCCUACCUGUAUGAGGGGCGCUGGACGCCCCCGUGCUGCCUGCGCGCACUGCGGGAGACCGCCCGCUAUGUGGUGGGCGUGCUGGAAGCCGCGGGCGUGCGCUACUGGCUGGAGGGCGGCUCGCUGCUGGGGGCGGCCCGCCACGGGGACAUAAUCCCAUGGGACUACGACGUGGACCUGGGCAUCUACCUGGAGGACGUGGGCAAUUGCGAACAGCUGCGGGGGGCCGAGGCUGGCUCGGUGGUGGACGAGCGUGGCUUUGUGUGGGAGAAAGCCAUAGAGGGCGACUUCUUCCGAGUGCAGUACAGCGAGAGCAACCACCUGCAUGUGGACCUGUGGCCCUUCUACCCCCGCAACGGGGUCAUGACCAAGGACACAUGGCUGGACCACCGGCAGGAUGUUGAGUUCCCCGAACACUUUCUGCAGCCCCUCGUGCCCCUGCCCUUUGCCGGCUUCAUGGCACAGGCGCCUAACAACUAUCGCCGCUUUCUGGAGCUCAAGUUCGGCCCCGGGGUGAUCGAGAACCCCGAGUACCCCAACCCGGCCCUCCUGAGUUUGGCAGGAAGCGGCUGAAGCCACGACUCCCGUGCCCGGGGUCAGGGGAACCGUCCUUUGUCCUUUGUUUUAAUGUCACUGGCAUUUGGUAGACUGGCUGGGGAUACCAAGCUGCCCUGCAGGGCCCAGCAUAGUUCAGAACAUCAAAGUCGUGCCCUGGGCUCCACGGCUGAGACAGAGUUUUGGAAAGAGAGGAAAAAAGAGUGCAGUUUCUGAGACCAGACUGCCACUAGUUAAGUGGCCCCGGGUGAGUGUCCCAAUAUCUCUGUUCCUCAGUUCCCUCCAGGAUUCAGUGAAUGCCCUGGUAUCUAGCACAUAAACAGCCCCCAGGACACUUGGCUGCUGAGGUUGCUUCUACCACUGGAGGGCGCCUUUGUCCUACUAUGGGGCCAAAGGGAUAGCAAACCCAGCACUUUCUGUUCCAUAGUUUUUAUAUCUCUUAAGCCUUUGGUCUUCUCUCUAAGCCCCUGUGCCUGGCCAGACAGGAUGACCAUCUCCCCUUCUUCGGAAUGCCACUUCCUUCCCUCCUGGGAGAGCCCUGGGGGGGUGCAUGCUGCUCUUAACCCCAUCUUGCAGAGGAGGAAACAGACUCGGAGCUCUGAAGUGCAACUGUAGUUCUGGAUCUGGGGCCCACUCCUUUUCAACUGUUACCUCAUUUUAGCUCUCUGCACCUGUUUCCCUGCUCACGAGGCAGGUAAACAAUAAUCACAGCUCACAUUUACUGAGCACUUACUGUGUACCAGGCAUUGUUCUCAGUGUUUCACACGGAUUAACUGAUUCAUCCCUGUCCUCGACCCUCUCAAGUGAGAGCUGCUAUUAGUCCCACUUUACAGAUGAGGAAACCAAGGCCAGAACAGUAAAGACAGCUUGGGAAGUGGCAGAGUGGGAGCCCACACUGAAGUGGCCCAUGGUGCCCCUCUCUAGUACUGGUACCCAUGGGCCUCUUGUCACUUAGCAGAGAAAGCAAUGGCUGCCUUCCUUUUGUGAUCAUGCACCUAAGAGUAAAUACUGUUUGGGCAUGUAACCUAAUACGUGCACUUAUCAAUUAUAUACAGGUACUACUGUCAUUCUGUAUAUUGGUAAAAAGGCUUAAAUUAUUUCAUUUUUAAAUUAAAAAAUCAAUGUAGAAGUUUUUGUUUACUUGCCUGAUCCCAACGACUUGUUCCACACACCCUCUGGGUGUGUGCACCUGGCUUUUGAAACCACAGGCUCUGAAGUGGUAGAGACCUGGGUUCAAAGCCUAGCAUUUCUGCUUCCUUCUGCUGUGACUCGCCUCUCUGAACCUCUGCUCUGCACCUGGGAAAUGGGGUAAUGAGCACGUUUGCUCCACAUGGGUGCUGUGAGGCACUUGAUUGUAAAAGGGUCAGGCGUCAGGGAUGGGUUUGGAUCGUGGUGUGGCCAACUACUUGCUUUGUGACCUUAGGCAAGUCACUGAUUGGGUGAGGGGACUGAAGAGUGAAGCCCUUAUAGGAGGCUUCACACACCAGCAAGAAAAGACAAAUACAAGUUUGGCCCAAUCUCCUGAGGCUCAGACGUCCAAAGCCUGACUUCUUAUAAUGCAGCCUCUGUUUUUAGCUUUUGAUCGCACAAAUAGCUCACAAAGAGACAGCUGGGUUCAUGGAGCAUUCUGGAAACAUGGUGAUGACUUGGGCUAUUGCUUGUGGUUGGGCAGUGCUCUUGGUUCUUAGAAGACAUGGCCUGGGGAUGGAGGAUGUCUUAUAAUAUAUGCAGGGCACCU